UUUUCCUUUCCCGCAUUGCGCCUGCGCAGUGACUAUCAGACGCCGGGCCUCUUGUGUGUAAUACGGUGGCGGUACUUGAUCGGGGUGGGAAGGCCGCCAUAUUUUCAGAAACCGACCGGACUCAUCAGAUAGGAAGAUGAGCAGCUCGGAGGAAGUAUCAUGGAUCAGCUGGUUUUGCGGCUUGAGGGGCAACGAGUUCUUCUGUGAGGUUGAUGAAGAUUACAUCCAAGACAAAUUUAACUUGACAGGACUCAACGAACAGGUCCCUCAUUACCGACAGGCUCUGGACAUGAUUUUGGACUUAGAACCAGAUGAAGAGUUGGAGGAUAACCCUAAUCAGAGCGACCUCAUUGAGCAGGCAGCAGAAAUGUUAUACGGACUGAUCCACGCACGCUAUAUUCUGACCAACAGAGGCAUUGCACAGAUGCUGGAGAAAUAUCAGCAGGGAGAUUUUGGCUACUGUCCACGCGUUUACUGUGAGAAUCAGCCAAUGCUGCCUAUUGGUCUCUCUGAUAUUCCUGGUGAAGCUAUGGUUAAACUCUAUUGCCCAAAAUGUAUGGACGUUUACACACCUAAGUCCUCACGCCACCACCACACAGACGGAGCAUACUUUGGUACUGGAUUCCCUCACAUGUUGUUCAUGGUUCACCCUGAGUAUCGGCCCAAGAGACCAGCCAAUCAGUUUGUUCCUAGGUUAUACGGUUUCAAGAUUCACCCCAUGGCAUACCAGCUUCAGCUACAAGCAGCAAGCAAUUUCAAAAGUCCAGUAAAAACCUUGCGCUGAAACCCAAUCUGGGUCUGCUGAUGGAAUGUCAUCCCCCAGAGACCUUUACAAACUCCGUACCUUGUUAGAGUGCAAGUACACUAUAUCAGUGUAAAAUUUCCCCAAGCCCCCCUUCUUUUGGUUUUAUUCCCAUUAUAGUGUACUUUUACAGCUGUGGUUAAAUAAAAUUAUAUCGAGUU
Bombina bombina (fire-bellied toad) is the source of this 963-nucleotide messenger RNA. It is a transcript of the gene CSNK2B, whose product is annotated as casein kinase 2 beta. NCBI's taxonomy places the organism in Eukaryota, Metazoa, Chordata, Amphibia, Anura, Bombinatoridae. Gene Ontology annotation, molecular function: protein kinase regulator activity. The record is from RefSeq and is a predicted model, not a curated record. Gene Ontology annotation, cellular component: cytoplasm; protein kinase CK2 complex. Bases 137 to 784 code for a protein of 215 amino acids. The transcript has 7 exons.